This is a messenger RNA of Frieseomelitta varia, 5117 nucleotides long. It is a transcript of the gene Glut4EF, whose product is annotated as zinc finger protein 395. Bases 915 to 2693 code for a protein of 592 amino acids. Gene Ontology annotation, biological process: regulation of transcription by RNA polymerase II. Lineage: Eukaryota; Metazoa; Arthropoda; Insecta; Hymenoptera; Apidae. Gene Ontology annotation, cellular component: nucleus. The transcript has 9 exons. Gene Ontology annotation, molecular function: DNA-binding transcription factor activity; RNA polymerase II cis-regulatory region sequence-specific DNA binding. The record is from RefSeq and is a predicted model, not a curated record.
CCUCAGUCCCUCUCGGUAUCUCAGCUGUGCGUCACAUGUCGGGUACCGCGAGUCCUACUCCUGCCCGUAAACCAUCGUAUCGUGUACCGCUUGUUCGUUCAGGUCACCGUGUAGCGUCGGAUUUCUACUCACCGGCAAGCGUCAGUCAUAUAUUAUGCUAUCUACCGCGUGCACGUCAACGUAUUAUCACAAAUCAAUCACGAAGUGCCUCGAACAUGCGGACGGCGUGACGAAUGCAGGCAACAGUGCACGCUGUUUUGUUGAUACGUUGAGUUCUGUGUUCAGGCCGCGAAGGCCACCGCGUCCUUCCUCGGUUUAGGAUCGCGCUUGCCACUCGCCGACUGCGAUUUCGCGCAAAACUGCCCGAUUUAUCCACCGGCGUGUACGCGAUUCGUCGCGAAACAAUGACUUAGAGCGACAGUACUGUUACAGUGCGAAGCUUCGGCCAAGUAAGAAGAAGAGAAUCGAAGAAUUUACGCACGACGAGCGUGUAAAAAAAAGAAAAACCAGUGUUCCCUGCGAGUGUUCUUUUUUUUUUCCUUCAAAUAUUUGAUCGAUUCCGUGAUACAGAAUCGCGUCUCUGAUCGCCUCUCUACGGAAAAAGCGUCGAACUGCCUAAAAGGUCGCGCGCGAAGCUACCUUCUCUUUCACUUCCGGUUCGUUCGCUGCGUAACGCGUAUGCUUUUCAACGUGAAUCUCUGUGAUCGAAGAGUGAGGUCUCGAUCGUUUGCGCAGAUGAUCUACACGAGAGACGAACUUGCGCGAGACACCUUCGAAAACGAUCCGGUAGACGGUGUUUCGCUGUGAAACGGUAUCAUCGAGUGCGUGUGAAUCUUUUUGUCGAACGUUCGAAUCGAUACGAUCGAAAUCGAGAGCCGCCGAGAGAUUGUUCAACUCUUAGACAACCACGAAUAAUGUCGACGGGCAAGAGGCUGGCAAAACGUAGUAUUAUCGGCACCCGAGUGUGUGCUCCCGGUGAGGACGGGAAGUACUACAGUGGCGUCAUUCACGCCGUAAAAACGCCGGCGUCAGCCGCGUCCGAGUCAGGCCUCAGCAUUACACCGAAGACUCGCUACUCCGUGCGUUUCGACUCUGUGCCCGGCGGUCGGCCGCCGAGUCCCAGCACCGAAUACUCUGACCGCGACCUGAUCGGCCCUGGCUUCGGCUCCGUCACCAGCGCGCGCCUCGUAUCCGGCCAGAAGGUCUAUCUCACGUACAACGGACGGGAAAUUCACGCAGAGGUCACGCAACACCGCGAGCAUCUCGACGAGGUGGACGUGAUAAUUGCGCCGACCGGCCAAGAGACGAUGAGGCUGACCAAACGUAUAGACGAGGUCAGGUUGCUCGAGUCACGUAAGAGCGCCCGGCUGGCUGAUCAGGAUACAGAUUUUGCUAGGCUCGCCGAUAUGGCUGGUGAUCGUAAACGGGCCUCUUCCCACUCCAUCGACGUGCCACACGUGAUCGGGUUUAAAGACGCAUCGGCACCGAGGUCAUUAGCAACUAGGUCGAGAAAACGGCGACCCAGCUCGAGCAACGACUCCGAACGAUCGUACAGCGGCUGGAGCGACAGAAUACCCCACGGAUGCGGCCGCGAGGGUUGCCGUACCAACGAGCGUGGCGACUGCAUGGACGAAUGCACAGCCGCAUUGGUCCUCAUGUCGCUUUCGUGCUCGCCGCACAGCCCUCACAAUCCCCUGCCAGUGCACUGCCAACACAAUUACGGUUCCUGGGGAGGUCGGGGCGGUGGAGGUGGCGGCAUGGUGGUCGGCUCGCCAGGAGUCGGCGGCACCUCCAACAGCAGCAGCAGCAGCGGGGCUUCAUGGCGUAGCGGCACCCCCAGUCCGCCUCUCAGCGACGAGGGUGCACCCACCACCGGCUCACUAUGGCCGACAUCGGCUCAUCCGUCGCACAAUCAGCAGCACUACCCUUACAACGCGUCUGGCUCGUCGUCGAGUAGCACACCGGGCUCGACAACCACCCUCGACGAGGGGAUAGUGCCCGAUUACCUCGAGGAACAACACCCACGCAAGAAGAAGAUCCGGGCGAAAGUGAGCCGCGACCCGAUCGAGAACGGACCAGCCAACACCGCCAUCUACGAGAGCGAACAGGCGAACGCAGCGGUAGUGUUCAAAUGCACUUGGCCAGGUUGCCUGGAAAUCAAAGCGACCGUGGCCCUUAUCGAGGAGCACGUGCGCCAGUCGCACUUGGGGCCGAAGAAGUCGAACGGGUACGACAACGAGGAGGAGGACGACAUCUCUGACCAUGAGGAGGAGUUUUACUAUCAAGAGGUGGCGGUCGAUCACAUGAGCUCACCGCCGACGAUGUCCCACCGAGACAUGGCCAGGCCUCCGCACGAGGACCCCGAGUACCAGAAACAGCUCCGUUUGGAGGCCACUUCCGCCAUCGUUAACACGGAGAGCAUGAUGGCCGGCAUCAGAGAACGGAACACCGCGUUCACCAUUUCGCAAUCGCCGGGCACACCGAUCAAGCACAUAAAGCUGUCGCCGCGGCCGCUGCAAGCGUACCAGCAGAACAUGGGCCUGCUGACGGUGUCCACCGGGAAGAUGCCGUCGUCGCCGCGGCGGAUCCGGGGCGAGACGAAGAAGUGCCGCAAGGUCUACGGUAUGGAGCACCGCGACCUGUGGUGCACGCAGUGCAAGUGGAAGAAGGCCUGCAGCCGUUUCGGCGACUAGGCCAAGCGGCCGCCCCGUUCGUACGUCCGCGGGCGGAAACAACCGUCGCCGAGCCGACCCCAGAGUUUGCCAAUGCUACGUUUAAACUUCUCGCCAACUGCCAGCAACACAAUUGCCAAUUUCCACGGUCGAACGGUCGAGACAGAGUCGCAUCGUCAGUCAGUCGACGACUCGUAACCGAAUCGAAUUACGAAAAAACGAGAAAUCGUUCGUCGUUGUCGUCGUCGUCGUCGUCGUCGUCGUAAUGUCACAGUAAUAAUUGUUUCGACGACGAUUCGUUGCCACACGGCGAUGGACGACGCGCGACGGGUCUCUCUCGCAUGAUCUGGUACAACCAUCGUCCACCAUCUUGCAGAGAACGAGUUCGAUAGCAUCCGACAUCAUAUAUUAAGUAUAUUAAGACAGAUUUUCGAAAGAAAGGAAGGAAGGAAGGAACGUAGGGAACGAUCUCUCUGUCGGGGUGUGUUCAACGUAGCAGCUGACGUCGAGCUGGCGGAACACACCUCACCUUCCUGUCUCCUCUUCUUAUUCUUCUUCGUGCAAAACCCGUCGUUCUUCUUUUUUUUUUAAUCUCUCGAGAGUUCGCCUCGCUAAACUCUCCUUCUCUUCUCAACCUGCCACACCGAGAGAAAGAGAGAGAAAGAGGCGGUUUCUAGAAAGAAACGUCAAUCCCAUGACGGAUGGCGGAUCGAUCCGAUGGCGGUCGAUCACGCGUUUCGCGGUAUAGUUGGCGUAGAGAAGAACACGGGUAAUCGAAUUGAGAGAGAGAGAGGAGAAUCGUGCUCUCGAUCUCGUCCGAACGACCCUGGCUGUUGUCGCUGUUGUCCAGCUGGAAUGGAGAAUCCGAGCACCGGGGAAAUUUUAUCGGCAGGAAAAGAAAGAAAGAAAGAAAAAAAAGAAAGAAAGGAAGGAAGAAAGAAAGAAAGAAGUAGAGGAUCGUUGACCGAUCGUCGAACGAUUUCUUAUCGCUCUCGUCUGGCACUUGGCAAACUCCGUCAGGGUCUUUUUAGCCGUAAUAAGGGGUUUUGAUUAGUAGAUAGCGAAUAAUUGGCGUGCGGGACGAGGCGUCCUUAGACUGUCGCGUCCUCCUUCUCUCUCUCUGUUAUCUGUUUAGCCUUUUUUCCGCCGCCUGCCUCCUCCUCCUCCUCCUCCUCCUCCUCCUGUCUACGAUCGAGCACGCGGGAGGCCGCUUCCGCUUUCGCCGGGAAACACAUUUGAAACUUUUAAAAUGGAGGAGAGGGGGAAAAAAAAAGGAAGAAGGAGGAAUCUUUCUCUUCUUCUUUGUUUUUGAUUCGGUGGAUAAAGUAGACGAAACGAAGGGGGCACGGGACUCGAAGAAUCGCGACACGACCCGAGCACCGGCUGCAUCUGUGGAAAUACGUGCCGACUCCUUAGCUCUCGUUUCAAAUAGGUCUUCCUUCAUCCGACGAGAACGCCCCUCGGCUCUCUUCUCGCCUCUUGCCUCCUCCGAGGGAUAUGAUCGACGGUUGUCACGCGAUCUCCGCGGAGAGUAAAGAAAAGAAACAUGCAAAGUGAAGAGAAAGGAAGAAAAAUGGGGGUGGGUCACGUAUGCGUGUCCCCACGUUGUGAUCGAUUUAUUCGUCCGUUGCUGCCUCACGAUACACUCCUCGCCACGUGCGCGUUCGCCAAACGAAUAAUUCGCGAUCGAGCGUGGGAUCACGACGUGCACUCCCGUUUUCGAACAUUCGCUUUCGAGUUCAUCAGCCGAGCUACUACUGACUGCUACUUCGAAGAAAUUUUGUUGAUCGGUCCAGGUUCGAAUUGAAACGAUCGUUCUUGUUUCUGUUUCGACGAGAGUGUACACGCGUAGUUCUAGAGUUCGUUAUAAUUUUAUAAUUUUAGAAAGCUCCCGGAGCCAGUGGAAACAAAAAGCGGGAGAUCGAAGAGAGGGGCCAACGUGUCCAGUUCGGAAUUUUUAAUACACUGUUGAACAAACACGCGUAUAGAGGAAAGUUUGUGAUCCCGGUUGUGGUUGGCAAAUUUUUAACACAUUCCUUUGAUCGCGGCUCUAACGCGAAAUAUUUGUUAAAAUGGGAAUCAAUAUAAGAGGAAUGAAUUUGCAGCAUCAUUUAAACAAGAAAAGAGAAAGGAAACUAAGUGUGCAAAGGAGGAGAAAAAUUUGCCGGGACAUCUGCAAUUCACAUCGCCAAACGAAUAUUCGCCUUCGUUUCGUUUUUAUAAAUCAUGAAAUAUUCGUUAGGGAACGGCACGUAUCGCAGAGUGGAGGUCGUGUAUAGUAUAAUUUCUCUGUCAUAGCGUAAUAGUAUAAUUUCUCUCUGUAAUGUAUAUAUAUACAUACACAUAUAUAUAUAUACAUAUACGUGAGGGGGACGCACGCGAGCGUAAGCGCGCGCGUUCCGUACGAACGGAAGACCGUGAAGAAGGAAAAGAAAAGAAAAGAAA